Siniperca chuatsi (mandarin fish) is the source of this 1988-nucleotide messenger RNA. It is a transcript of the gene selenop2, whose product is annotated as selenoprotein P2. The transcript has 5 exons. Gene Ontology annotation, biological process: selenium compound metabolic process. Gene Ontology annotation, cellular component: extracellular region. The record is from RefSeq and is a predicted model, not a curated record. Lineage: Eukaryota; Metazoa; Chordata; Actinopteri; Centrarchiformes; Sinipercidae. Gene Ontology annotation, molecular function: selenium binding.
UAGUGCACAGAUACCGGUUCUCUCUCUCUCCCUCUCUCUCUCUCUCUUUCUGUUUGAUUUGGGGGAAGUGCUUAGUCAACCCAAAAGGCUUUAAAAACAACAGGGGUUUACUGGCUGUUUAUGUGGGUCACAGGACAGAGAGACAACAGAGGUACAUUCAGUCCGGCCAGUCAGGGAGGGACAAUGCGCUCUCUCUCGUCGCUGUGGCUGUACGCGGCCCUGCCAGGUCUGCUGUGGGCCUCACAUGUCAGUGUGCUGGUGGAGGGGGACAAUGACCCCUCCAGGAUCUGCAAACCCGCCCCCCACUGGACGAUAAAGGGACGUGCACCCAUGCAAGAGCUGCUGGGAAAUGUGGUUGUGGUGGCGCUACUGAAGGCCAGCUGACACUUCUGUCUCACUCAGGCCUCCAACAUUGGAGGCCUGCGUGACAGGCUGAACCGCAGCAACCUGACGGAGGUGUCUUUUAUGAUAGUAAAUGAGCGUGAGGCUCAGUCCAGAGCCAUGUACUGGGAGCUGAAGAGACGAGCGCCCCCUGGUGUUCCUGUGUACCAGCAGGCUCCCCUUCAAAAUGACGUGUGGGAGGCUCUGGAUGGUGACAAAGAUGACUUCCUGGUCUAUGAUAGGUGUGGCCUGCUCACCUUCCAUAUAGUGCUGCCUUACAGUUUCCUGCAUUACCCCUACGUAGAGGCUGCAGUCAGAGCCACUUAUGAUAAAAAAAUCUGCAAUUGCUCUGCUAAUUCUACUUUAUCAAGUGGCAAGAACAGCACCAUGAAGACAAUGCAGUUUAAUGUCAACCAGACAACUACAAUACCCACAAUUCAACUGGACACUGAUGAUCCAGAGGACACAGCUCCUGCGGCGGCUCAUCCCCACAGCCAUCAUCAUCCUCAUCAUCACUUCCACCAUCAUACCAGUUACCAGAACCAGUCCCAACAUCAGCAUGAUACUAGUCAGAAUAAAACUCAGAAUCGUCACCACCACCAUCCUCAGCAUCAUCACCCCCAUCAUCAUCAUCAUCAGUAGCAGCCUGGCAACCACAGUCAUCAUGGUGGGAUGGACAUGGAUAAUUAGGAUGCCAGUUUAAUUACUGGUGUUUUUACUUGCUUCUUUCUUCUUUAGAUAGUUAUGAUGGGUUUACUUAGUAUUUUACUUCUGGUGAAAUAUUUUUACUUUGAUGGCAGAACUGAGGGAAACAGCGAUUCACUGAGCAGUUGAAUCUGUACGAGCAGUAAUCAGAUUGUGGUUUCUCUGCUAGCAUCUUCACACCUCACCUCACUCCCCUGUGUGGAUGAAGUCGUCAGUCCUACUCUGUCCUCUCCCAUUAAUGAAGUCUGUGGUAUAAAACCUGCCUGCAGGAGGCUGUAGAUAGAUGUGUGUGGAGAGAUUGGAUGGACUGACGGUUAUUUUCACUCAAACAGAGUCAGAGGAUGUUGUACACUGCUGCUGAGAAGACCUCAGUCAGAUUACUGUCCAGACAUUUUCCUUUCUGCCCGUGUCAAUCCCGUCUCAUGCAGGAUCUGGUAGUGAUAUGCUGUGCUACUAUAAUAAUAACAAUAACAACAACAAUAAUAAUAAUAACAAUAAUAAUUUUAUUUAUAUAGCACUUUUUAAAACACACAGUUACAAAGUGUUUCACAUAUAGAAUAAAAUACACACAUACAAAUACAAGUAUACAUACAUACAACCAUACAUACACAUACAUAUGCAUGAUACUACAUUACUAUGUACAUACAACAAGAGUUUCAAGUGCUGUCCUUUAUUCAUUUGAAUGUGUACAAGCAUUUUGGGAAGUGGUGUAAUAAAUUAGAUUAGUAUACUAAUCCAAUUAAAUCUUUAGAUAUUAUGAAUCACACCAGCAAACGUACAUUUCUCUAUUUAAUCAAUUUUGCAUAUUUGCUGUAGAUUUGAAACUUUACUUCCGAUUAAUUACCUGAAUGUAGAGUUCACUUUUUGCUUGUUGUUCUCCAUUAAAAAGAAAAUACAUUUGA